Besnoitia besnoiti is the source of this 3120-nucleotide messenger RNA. RefSeq lists its product as uncharacterized. The transcript is spliced from 5 exons. The coding region runs from base 1 to 3120 and encodes 1039 amino acids. The record is from RefSeq and is a predicted model, not a curated record. NCBI's taxonomy places the organism in Eukaryota, Apicomplexa, Conoidasida, Eucoccidiorida, Sarcocystidae.
AUGGCGGCCGUGAGCGACUGCGAACGCGAGCCCGAGGGCGAGGUCGGAUGUGCAGACGCCUCGCUGCGCGCAGGUGGCGCGGAGAACGUGGAAUCCUGGAAGUCUGCAGACGCCGAAGGCGCUCUCGAGAUGGUUGACAGCGGAGAGAAGGGGACUUCAGAAGGGAGUUCUCGUCAAGGAGAACCGCAGGACGCGCCCGCCGGAGCGGGAUUCGAAACCGAGUGCGCAGAGAGCCACGUCGACGCGAAGCAUACAGAUGGAGCGCAUGGCAAAGAAGCUGCGGCGGCCGCGGCGGCGGAGGGAGGAGGAGAGAAAGGCUCAAAUGUGCCCAGCUGUGUAGACAGCCUCCCGACAUACCAGCAAGGCGUUGGCGCAGUGUCAGCGGGAAAAUCCGCUGGAGAAAACGCGGCUGUAUCUCGCGGAGACUCUUCUGAAAGGGGCUCCCCUGCGUUGGUUGAGGCUGAGAAAUCAUCUGUGAAGCUUCUGCCUUCCUCCUCUCCAGACACGGUCGCACCCUCGUCGCGCUCGCCAUCGCCUCCUCGCAACUCGGCGUGUACCCCCCUUCCCGUCUGCCUUUCUCAGAGUUCCCCCCCUCCUGCUGCGGCUUCGUCCUCUUCGCCUUCCUCCUCCUCGUUCUCUUCCUCCUCCGCUUGUCUCGAGGACGACGAGGACGUCUCUGCCUUGUUCACCAUCGAGAUCGACGGCGAUCUCUCUCUCGAGUCCGAGCUCCUGCUCCCAGCUGCCUCCAACCCCGCCACCCCCACCGCCUCUUCUUCGUCGUGUGCUGCGGCCUCUGCUGGCGUCUCGUUCGAAAAGAGCGUCAGCGAGAUCGUCGACGCCGAGAAGGUGCAGUGGGAGAAGACGCGCCGGGGACUGGGCGCCGCGUACGCGCUGCUUCACGCGCGCCUCGUGCGUCGGCUGGUGGCGCUGGGCGCCCUCCGCCCCUGUGGAGACGCGCGUGUCUGCGCCGCCGCGGUGAGCGUCAAACGCAGGAAGCUGACGGACGAGGGGGUCUCCGCGCCGGCGGCUCGCCAAAGCGACGGCGAACGAGAUGCGACGCCGGACGCUCAAGAUGACGCCGCUGCGGAGCGUCCAACCUCCGCCGCCCCGCUGCCUCCACCCCGCUCGGCGGCAGAUGCGUCGGUCUCAGCAGGGCGUUUCGAGAUCUGCGUCGACUUGCUGGCGGGCGUCGUGCAAGAUGCGCAGCUCGCCUCUGCGCGCGCCUGCCAGCGCGGCUGGUCACGCUGUGUGCGGCGCGUCUUCGCGCGGACGGGCGCGGUGCAGGAAAACAGGUACUACGCCCUCGGCGAGGACGGCGAGCGCUGCGACGGGCGGCGCUCUCUGCUGCCGCUGUCCUCCGCGUUGCUGCAACAGCACUGGCAGAAGACGGCGCACGCCGCGGCAGACAGCCGAGAGCAGCCGCCCGCGGCGAGUUGCGCGGACGGCGACUCCGCGCGCGCGCAUUCGUGGGGACCGCUCUGUGCGGCGGAGUCCGAGGAGGGCGACGCGCUCUUCUGCACGCUGCGCGUGCGAAAGGACGCGGCGGCAGCGGCGGCGAGGGCGGGGGACGCGGGGGGACUGGGCGAGGAGGAGAGGCGGACGCUGGCCUUCACUUGGAGGCAGUGGCAGCGCCACCACUGCUUUCUCCUCGCAACGCACCAGAGUGCGACAACGACCUGCUUCUUCUGUGGCAAACUUGCCUGUCCGCGCUCAGAGAACCCGCGAAUCCCGUGCCCAGCGUCGAGGUGUGAGCAGUGCUGCCAGCGAGGCCAUCGGGCCUUCCGUCACGCGUGCAAUCGCUCGCCCGCGCUCCUGCACUCGAUUGAAGACGCGUUCGAGGAUCGCUAUUCGGCGUCGAUGAAGGCCGACCGAGACGAGGUGCGCUGCGUGCGGUGCCGCGCGCGCGGGCAUUUCCUCUGCGGCGAAGCACCAGCCAGCGAAGGGUUCUCGACGCUGGACGUCCGCGUUUGCACGCGGGAGCGGAACCGCGACGCCCGCCAGAACUCAGAUCCCGCCUUCGUGUGGACGCUGGAGGAAGCGAGGCGCUACCUCGCCCGGCUGCCUGCGCAUGUGCGACAGCGCAAAAUGCCGCCUCCGCCUCCCCCCUCCGCGACGACGGGGAGGGCGCGCGAGGAAGAAGACGGCUCACGGUGUGGAGAAGCCGCGCCGCGCCGUCAUCCUCCUCCACUCGCCUCCGCCGCCCCUCGGCGGCGCCUCCAGGACCUGCGGGGCGGCUGGCGAGAGAGAGAAGGCGCAGCAGACGGCGACCCGCGAGACGAACGAGGGAGACGCCCUCACGACGCGCCCUGGAGACACGACGCAGAUGGCAGAGCAGACGGCGCGCGAUGGAGAGAAGAGCGAGACGAACGGCGAGUGCGAGAAAGCCGCACCGUCGUCUUUGGCGGACACAGCGGUGACCGCGGCGACGCGCUCGUCUUCUCCAAGCCGGCGGCGCACGCGCCUCUCCCGUCGGCUGCUGCGGCUGCCUUUGCACCGGCGGCUACGCUGCCUCACCCUCUGCACGCGGCGCCGCCCCUGGCGGCCGUCCCGCUCGGCGCGCCUUUUCCUCUCUGGGGCGGCGGCGUACACCUGCCCGCCCCCCCGCACGCGCCACCCGCGGCCGCGGCGCCGGUCUCCUUCUUCCCGCCGGCGAUCGCCGCCGCGCCGACCGCGGAGGCGUACCGAGUCCUCCCCCCGGGGGCAGGGGAGGCCUGGGGCGCGCGCGAGCGCCGACGGCCUCCGCCUGCUUGCGCGGCGGCGGCGCCCGCGCGGCAGUUGGUUGCCGUCGCGGCGGGUCCCAGGCCUCCCCUGCGCGCGGGGAGAGGCGGUGCCGAGGCGCGCGCGCGGCGGAGCGACUGGCGCGAGGACCCGCAGGCGAGGCACGCGGCGCUGUCCCCCUCGCGGUCGGUGGCGUCGUACGCGGCCUGCGGGGCUCCUCCCUCCGUUCGGUCGGACGGGUGCGCACCCCAGGGGCUGCCCCCGCCUCGCUCGAGUGCUGCGCGGCAGUUUCCGCUGCGAGGCGCGAGGCGCGAAGGCGGCGGAGACGAAAGGCGCCGCGAGCGCGACAAGAGGCCUGCGGGCGACGCGAACUUUGGGGUGGCUUGGCCGCUUCGGCGCUGA